AUGGUAGUUUUCAACAUUUUAGUCCUUCCUGGUGACCAUAUUGGUCCAGAAAUUGUGGCAGAAGCCGUCAAGGUUCUGCAUGUGGUGGAAAAAUACUCAAAGCAAGACUUAAAAUUUGCUUUGGAAUAUGAUUUGUUUGGCGGCGCGAGCAUUGACAGACAUGGAGAACCUAUUACUGAGCAAGUCUUGCAAAAGGCUGAAGCUUCCGAUGCAGUUUUAUUUGGCUCUGUUGGAGGACCCGAAUGGGGACCAUCGUUAGUGGCAAAUACAGAUGAAAAUACUCAAGACACAAGUUUGUUGGAUACGGUCAAGUGUAACCGUCUCAAGGGUGCACGUCCUGAGCAAGGAGUUUUAGAGCUUCGCCGGCGAUUAGAUUGCUGGGCGAAUAUCAGGCCUGUGCGGUUGAUUGCACCAGCGUUGGCCGCAAGAGUUUCAGCCAUUAAAGAGCAUAUUCUUCGUGGCACUGACAUGAUUGUGUUGCGUGAGAACUGUGGUGGUGCGUACUUUGGCGCAAAGACUGAGAACUCUGAUUUUGCAAGUGAUGCCUGGGCAUACACGCGACAAGAGAUUGAACGCGUGACUCAGAUGGCUGGAUAUUUGGCUGAAAAUUACCCUGGACAGGUUAAAGGUCGCUCCGUCAAAAUAACAUCAUGCGAUAAGGCUAACGUUCUGGCAAAUUCGAGGUUAUGGAGAGCAGUUGUUCAGAAGGUUCAUGAUAAAGAGUUCCCACAUAUCGAAUUGGUACAUCAAUUGGCUGAUAGCGCAGCUAUGAUUAUGGUUGCUCGACCCACUGUACUUAACGGGGUUGUAUUAUGUGACAAUACUUUUGGUGACAUUUUGUCUGAUGAAGCAGCUGCUCUUCCAGGAUCUUUGGGCCUUCUUUCUUCUGCUUCUUUAGCACAAGUCCCAGGUGAAGGUCGCAAAGCACAAGGAUUAUAUGAGCCAGCUCAUGGCUCUGCCCCAGACUUACCUCGAGAUGCAGCAAACCCAGUGGCUACAAUUCUUAGUGCUGGGUUGAUGUUGCGCUACACAUGCGGACAAGCUGCACUGGCUGAUUUACUUGAUACUGCUGUGGGCCAUGUAUUGGAAGACACAGAAGCUGGAGGUCUUGGGUUGCGGACCCGGGAUUUAGGUGGCACUUUAGGCACCAGUGCUUUAGGAGAUGCAAUUGCAAAUGAGUUUAAGACUCGUCUAAUUGCAAGUGGAUUAUAA
Molecule: messenger RNA, 1212 nt
Organism: Magnusiomyces paraingens
Lineage: Eukaryota; Fungi; Ascomycota; Dipodascomycetes; Dipodascales; Dipodascaceae
Exons: 1
Coding region: 1-1212 (403 amino acids)
Biological process (GO): L-leucine biosynthetic process
Cellular component (GO): cytosol
Molecular function (GO): NAD binding; 3-isopropylmalate dehydrogenase activity; magnesium ion binding
Source: RefSeq, a predicted model, not a curated record